CCCCCCCCCACCCCACUGUACCUGUCUCCGCCUUCCAGAUCGCCCGGACGCGAUGUCCCUCUCAUCGACGGCAAUCUUGGCCGGGGCGAUUGCCAUCUGCGCUGGCAUCGGCACGCACCGCGCCAUCCCCGCCAUCCAGGACACCUUCAUGCGGGCGGGCCUCUUCGGCCAUGAUGUUCAUAAGCCCGGUCGCCCGAAGCUCCCCGAGAGUUUGGGCACCGUGGCGGCGGCCAUCUACCUGGUGGCGUUGCUGCUGUUUGUCCCCUUCCUGCCGAUCGCUCCGCGCUUCAUCGGCGGCAACGGCUGGGCCGAGUGGGCUGCCUCCUCGGAGCUUGCCCACCUGUCCCUGGCCAAGCUGACCGAGUACCUUGCAGCCCUGUUGAGCAUCGGGUCGAUGGCCUUCCUCGGCUUCGCAGACGAUGUGCUGGAGCUCCGCUGGAGGCACAAGCUGGCCAUGCCAGCCUUGGCCUCGCUCCCAUUGCUGGUGGUCUAUUACGCCACGUACAAUCACACGGAGGUCCUCCUGCCGCGAGUGGUUCGCCUGGCCGGGCGGCUGGUCCUCGGGGGCGCGGCCCUGCCCGGGCGCACCGUCCAGCUGGGCCUGCUAUACUACCUUUACAUGGGUGCCCUGGCGGUCUUCUGCACGAACGCCAUCAACAUCCUGGCCGGCAUCAAUGGCCUGGAGGUGGGCCAGUCGCUGGUGGCCGGCGGGGCCCUGGCGGCGCAUCUCCUGUGCCAGCUCUUCCUGCCGGCCGGGUUGCUCGGGGCCGCGGCGGCCAACGGCGGCGGCGCCUCCGGCCCGGGGACCACGCUGACCGACGAAAAUCACCUCCUGGCCUUGGUGCUGCUGCUGCCCUUCCUCGGGGUGAGCUAUGCCCUGUACCUGCGCAAUCGGACCCCGGCGGCGGUCUUUGUCGGGGACGCGUAUUGCUACUUCGCCGGGAUGACCCUGGCCGCGUGUGGCAUUGUCGGCCAUGCGGGCAAGACCCUCCUGCUCUUUAUGCUGCCGCAGGUGUUCAACUUCCUGCUGAGUGCCCCGCAGUUGUUCGGGUUCCUGGAGUGCCCGCGGCAUCGAAUGCCUCGCAAUGCCGAGGACCCGGAUGCCAUGGCGGCCGACAGCGCGGAGCAGCAGCAGCAGCAGCAGCAGCAGCAGCAGCAGCAGCAGCAGCAGCAGUCCGGCCGGCCCCGGCGACCGCUCCUCCUGACGGCCAGCCGGGGGAGUCUGAUUACGGCCGGGUCGGCCCGGCGCCUGGGCAUUCGCCUGCGACACGCGACGCCGGAGGAUCGGCUGGCGGCCGGGCGCGAGCUGGCGGCCGUCGCGCGCCGGGCUCUGGCCGGCGACCGGGAAAUCCUGGCCCGAUUGACCUGGCGCAAUCGCGUGGGAUUGCACCUGGCGCGCUUGCUCCAGGCCGUCGGCUUGACUCGCAUCGAUUCGGCCAAGGGGGAGUUCAUCAACCUGACCUUGCCGAAUUUGAUGCUCCUCCAUCGUGGGAACAUGGCCGAGGGCGACCUGACCGCGGCCCUUCUCCAGGCGCAGGCCCUGUGGAUCGGCUUGGCCUUUGCGAUCCGGUAUCCGGGCGCGGCGCUGGCGUACCACACGUGAUCGUCCCCUUCAAUAUAGACUGCUGUUAGCCG
Molecule: messenger RNA, 1635 nt
Organism: Fonticula alba
Lineage: Eukaryota; Rotosphaerida; Fonticulaceae
Exons: 3
Coding region: 53-1603 (516 amino acids)
Biological process (GO): dolichol-linked oligosaccharide biosynthetic process; protein N-linked glycosylation
Cellular component (GO): membrane
Molecular function (GO): UDP-N-acetylglucosamine-dolichyl-phosphate N-acetylglucosaminephosphotransferase activity
Source: RefSeq, a predicted model, not a curated record